Molecule: messenger RNA, 1341 nt
Organism: Bipolaris maydis ATCC 48331
Lineage: Eukaryota; Fungi; Ascomycota; Dothideomycetes; Pleosporales; Pleosporaceae
Source: RefSeq, a predicted model, not a curated record
AUGACGAACUCAUCCGAAGCUCUCGAAGAGAAUGAGCUGCAUAAAGUACAAGAGAAGUUACUUCGCGAGAAAGACAUCAAACGUGAAGAAGAACGACUCAAAGAGCAACAGCGAUGGCUCGCCACGAAGCGCUUGAUGCUGCAUGGACAGUACAGCGAUUGGCUGAACGGUACCAUCGUCAGUCGCACUAUCAUCCCGUACUGCAAGACCUGGAAUCAAAACCUUGCAGCCCAACUACAAGACCGUUUGCCACGAGAGGUCCGAGACAUGAUAUACAAGCACCUAUGGCACUAUGAUCCCGACAGAACAUCCCCCCAUCUUAUGGCGCGACAGCAUGUCAAGCAACACUACACCUUCACAUGCCCCUACUGUCCACCAGACACGAUUGCAAUGUUCCCACGCCUUCUAGACAUUGCCCAAUCCAUGUACCGUGCGGAAGAUGGUGAUCUCAAGCAGAUGUUUGACCAGUCUACUCUCCCACACUAUCUGUCCCCAGACUACGUCGGCGUCCUUACUGCACACGAGAUCGGAGUGUCAUUCUACCAGUCUCUCAACGAAGAAAAUCUCUUACAAUGCCAAUCUAGUCGCAUUGGUUCAGUCCUGCAAAACGACAGUUUUCAUCUCGGCCUCCCUACGAUGGAGCUGAUCCGAAGUCUGACAGUUCACUGCAAUGUCGAUCGCUACCGUACUCCGCCGCCGAACCACUCUCUUUCUUCCAAAUGCAGACACUCCUUGAACGAAACAGCACUAGUUCGCAGUGACUUAUUAAUAAAAGACUUCUGCAGUUUACUUGAAAUCAAGAAAAAGAAGGGAUUCAACCUUCACAUUAUCAUGUACCAACGCUACAUUCGAUUGAAUGUUCUGGAGGAAGCCAUCGAAGUACUCCAGCCAAUGUUGAAAAGCCUUGUACAGGAUGGCUCCUCUCUCACAAUGAGCUGGACUUAUCGUGGGCACUGGGAUAAUCUAAUGGGCCCCCCUUGUUAUCAACUUGUUUCUUGUGACAUUACAAGCGCCUUGGAAGCACCCAAUGACCCGUUAUUGGACGACCCAGAAUGGAAAUGGGAUUUAUACGAAGUCUUGGAUCAGGCUGAAGACAUCAUAUUGCCGGAACACGCAAAGUUCGAGGUCGAGCCUGUCAAUAAUUUAAAGGCUUCAAAUCGCAGUGCAAUCAACCGUUUUAUGCACAACAUGUACGACUUGAGCGAGAUGCACAAUCUGAUCUCGAUGAAUGUCAUCACUCCUCUGGGUACAGAUGUUCCAUCGGAGUCCGAGGCAGACUCUGAUGCCAGUGAUGGCUGCAAAUUCGGUCUUUGUGAUCAUGACGAUGAUGAAGAACUGUGA